Molecule: messenger RNA, 1290 nt
Organism: Calliphora vicina (urban bluebottle blowfly)
Lineage: Eukaryota; Metazoa; Arthropoda; Insecta; Diptera; Calliphoridae
Exons: 1
Coding region: 1-1290 (429 amino acids)
Molecular function (GO): zinc ion binding; nucleic acid binding
Source: RefSeq, a predicted model, not a curated record
AUGGAAGUUUUAAGGAAAAAGCGCUCUCAAAUGAAAAGGUCAGUGACGCGAAUUUACAAUUUUGUCAACAGUCAUAAUGCAACACAUGAUGAAAUAAAGGUACGUAUAGUUGAACUUGAUAAUGUAUAUUCGAAAUACAAGGAUCUGCAGGAUGAAUUGGAUAUUUUAUGUGAAACUGAUGCUGAAACUAAUAUUGAAAAUGAGUACAGGGAUCAAAUCGAGGAUAUGUUUUUCGCAAUUAAGGCUAUUUGGUCUAGCCAAUCCCAAGCUAAUUUGGACAACACCGUAGUGGAAGGUGCUUCGGCUAGUACUCCGAAUAUUAUGCAUGAUUUAAGUACAUCAAUUCAGGCUAUAGUACAACAACAAUCGACUACAACAUCAAUUCUUGAAUGUGUAUCAGCUACACUUUCAUCAGUGACAAAUAUGCAGUCGAACAAUGGUCAUUCAGAAUUGCGCAUACCACCUAUACAAAUUCCAGAUUUCGAUGGAGAUCUUUGCAACUGGUUAAGAUUUAGAGACUUAUUCAAGGCAAUGGUACAUUCUAAGACCAACUUGUCUAAUGUUGAAAAAUUGGAAUACUUACAAACGAAAUUGAAGGGUGAAGCGUCAUCAAUUAUAAAACAUUUGCAACCAUCGAACGAAAAUUAUGCUAUUGCUUGGAAUCUCAUAUUGGAAAACUACGAUAGACCAGAUUUGAUAGAGAAACAAUAUUUUGAUUUGCUUUUUAGACAAAAAUCUUUGAAGAAUGCUACGUAUACGGAAUUUAGGAAAUUUUACAAUAAUACAGUGGAAGUUUAUAAUGCGUUAAAAGUUGUAAAUGCUUCAAUUAAUUCAUGGGAUUCUAUUUUAUUAUACCAUAUUGAGGACAAACUUGAUUUUGAGACCAUUAUACUAUGGCGUAGAGAGAAAAAGGACAACGAAUCUCAGACAUUCUCACAAUUAUUAAGGUUUUUAAAGAUACGCCUACUUGAACUUGAGGAAACUCAACCCAGUCCUUCUACAAGACAAAGACCGAUCAAGGCGAUGGCUGCUACUACACAAUCAUGUCCUUUAUGUGGUGAUAAUCAUUUAUUAUAUAAUUGUCCACAAUUUAAGGCCUUAAAUGUGAAUGAACGCAUAAAGGUCAUACGUACAAAUAAACUUUGCUUCAAUUGUUUGAAAGGAGAUCAUUUUUCCAAUGAUUGUAAAUCGGGUUCAUGUAGAACAUGCAAUCUUAGACAUAACACUCUUCUGCAUAUCGAUACUCCACAACCUCAGGGUCGUCAACGCAUCAGUAAGCAUCAAUUCUAA